AUGCCUGAAGCCAUGCAAGAAUCCUUGCCCGGUGGUGCGAGAGACUACGACGCGCCCCCCGGCGGCGGCAACACCCUGAACCCUUCUUCUUUGGGGGAAGCAAGUCCAGAAUCUUCAGAAACUCCAAAUGCGAGCGAUGACACAACCACCACACGCGUGAGCCAGGCCAAGCGGGACUGGAGGUUUUGGGCUCUCCUGGCCUCCAUCAGCCUUGCUGGGUUGCUCACGGCUCUGGAGGGAACCAUCACGUCGACGGCGCUUCCCUCAAUCGUCGACGAGCUCGGCGGCGGCCACCUCUACGUCUGGAUCGUGAACGGGUAUUUGUUCGCCAUGACGGCGAUGCAGCCCUUGUUCGGACAGCUGGCCAACGUCUUCGGCCGCCGCCGGCCCAUGCUCGUCUCGACCGCCCUUUUCGUGCUCGGAAGCGGCGUCUGCGGCGGCGCAAACAACGUGGGGACCCUCAUCGCCGGGCGGGUCAUCCAGGGCAUCGGGGCCAGCGGCACCACCGUGCUCACCGAGACAAUCAUCUGCGACGUCGUGCCGCUGAGGGAGCGCGGCAAGUUCCUGUCCAUCGUCAUGGGCAUGAUCUUCUUGGGCACCGCGCUCGGCCCGUUCUUCGCCGGCCUCAUCGUGCAGUACUCGAGCUGGCGCUGGACCUUUUACCUGGCGCUGCCCGUGGGCGGCGCCGCCCUCCCCGCCCUCUUCUUCUUUCUCAACGUCGGGAUUUCGACGAUUGACUGGACGGGCAACGUCAUCUUCAUCGCCUCCAUCACGUCGGUCCUGCUCGGCUUGUCGUGGGCCGGAGUGCUGCACCCGUGGUCAUCCUACAACGUCUUGGUGCCGCUGCUCGUGGGCAUGGCUGGCCUGGCCGCAUUCUUCGUCUUUGAGGGCUCUCGCUUUGCCCCGAAUCCCACCGUUCCGCUGCACCUGUUUUCUAACCGGACAUCGCUCAGCGUCAUGUUCAUAACCUUCUUCCACGGGACCACCACCAUCUGGCAGCUCUAUUUCAUGCCUGUCUACUUCCAGGGCGUUCUCGGCUCGUCGCCCAGCCGAUCGGGACUCCAGAUCCUCGCGACUGUCCUCGCCAUCUUGCCCGGUGCUGCCGUUGGGGGCGGCCUCAUGUCCAAACUGGGUCGCUACAAGCCCAUCCACUACGUCUCCUGGGCCAUCACCCUCGUCGGCCUCGGCCUGUUCACCCUCCUGGACAGAGACUCGAGCACAGGGGAAUGGGUCGGCUUCCAGAUCGUCUAUUCCAUGGGAGCUGGCAUGCUGAUCCCCACGCUUCUCCCAGCAUUCCUGGCCCCGCUGAGCGAGUCCGAUACUGCGCUGGCGACAGCGACGUGGUCUUUUGUCCGCAGCUUCAGCAUGGUGUGGGGGACGGCCAUACCCGCUACCAUCUUCAACAUCCGCUCCGACGAACUCGCAGCCAAGCUCGUCCAAGACGUUACGACCCGAGCAGCCAUGUCCAAGGGCCAAGCGUAUGAGCACGCCACUUCCGCGUUUCUCGCGACGCUACCUCCCGCUGUACGUGAUACAGUCACCCAGGUUUUUGCCCAGAGCCUGCGUCUAACCUGGCUGGUGUCGCUCGCAUUCGCCGGUGCCGGAUUCCUUUUUGUGAACCUCGAAAAGGAGACGCCGAUGCGGAGCGAGCUGGAGACUAGCUACGGGAUGGAAGAGAAGCAGAAACCAAUACUAUCCAAAGUCUAA
Colletotrichum graminicola M1.001 is the source of this 1707-nucleotide messenger RNA. RefSeq names its product major facilitator superfamily transporter. Bases 1 to 1707 code for a protein of 568 amino acids. Gene Ontology annotation, biological process: transmembrane transport. Gene Ontology annotation, molecular function: transmembrane transporter activity. The record is from RefSeq and is a predicted model, not a curated record. NCBI's taxonomy places the organism in Eukaryota, Fungi, Ascomycota, Sordariomycetes, Glomerellales, Glomerellaceae. The transcript is spliced from 3 exons.